Rubroshorea leprosula is the source of this 4119-nucleotide messenger RNA. Lineage: Eukaryota; Viridiplantae; Streptophyta; Magnoliopsida; Malvales; Dipterocarpaceae. The record is from the annotation of a GenBank genome assembly.
AAAAAAAAAAAUGAAAAAAAGAAAUGAAGUAUCUAAGGCCCCAAAAUCGCGGGAGUUGUGGCACGUGUGCGAAUCCCUGUCCUUCAAACUUCUGACCAUGUCCCGCCUUCCUUCUCCGCUCACCGUUGCGUUCUUCUCUCUCGGGAGACUCUCUCCAAACCCAUUUUCUCUCUUCCUUUGUUUCCCAUUUCCCUCUUUUCUAUCUCUCUCUCUCUUUUCAUCCUUCGUUUCACAUUGAUUGAUUUCCACGGUCAUGGAGGAGCGUCGUAUGGAGGACAAUCUUUUCGAGGACGAGGACAGAAAGGCGCUUGCGGGUUUAAGCAAUACUCCACAACCUUCCAGGGUUAGUCAUUCCAACAGCCAUCAGCUCCGCGCCGGCCAGAAGCGCCACCAGGGUCGGAAACACAGCCUCGAUGACAUCCCCAGGCCUACCGACCGCUACUACAACGAUUCUUCUGAUGAUGAGUUCUUUAACCGCUCCUCCAGUGCCUCCUACUCUAACAACACCGGUAGUGGUGGUGGUAAAUAUUGUGUGUUUCCCCACAGGCUUGAUCAGCCUCCCUUACCAGAUGAUGGAACAGAGGAUUAUGGGCAAGGUCAGCCACUACCGGAGUUUGUAGGGAGCGGUGGAGGUGUUGGAAUUUUCAAGGUUCCGGUUCGUGCGGCUGUGCACCCAGGACGUCCGCCCUGCCUUAAUUUGAGGCCACAUCCUCUGAGGGAGACUCAAGUGGGAAGGUUUCUGAGGAACAUUGUUUGUACAGAGACGGAACUGUGGGCAGGGCAGGAGAAUGGAAUCAGGUUUUGGAGGUUUGAGGAUUCAUACGAGCCUGGUCUCCAGGGGAAGGUGAAGAGAGGCGACGAGGAUGCAGCCCCAUUUCAUGAGUCGGUAAACACAUCCGCCACAUUGUGUUUGUUAGUGGAUAAUGGGAAUAGACUUGUAUGGAGUGGACAUAAAGACGGUAAGGUCAGGACAUGGAGGAUGGAUCAUCCUGUUGAUGAUGAUUCUCCCUUCAAGGAAGGCUUGUCAUGGCAGGCACAUCGCGGUCCUGUUAAUUCUAUUAUCAUGAGCUCCUAUGGUGAUUUGUGGUCAGGAGGUGAAGGAGGUGUUAUUAGGAUAUGGCCAUGCGAAUCCAUUGAGAAAUCCCUUUCUCUUAGGCCAGAGGAAAAGCACAUGGCUUCUUUGUUGAUAGAGAGAUCGGCCAUUGAUCUGAGGAGCCAAGUUACUGUUAAUGGUAACUGUAACAUAUCUUCUGCAGACAUCAAAUGCUUGUUAUCGGACCACAUUAGAGCCAAGGUUUGGUGUGCUCAGCCACUCCACUUCUCCUUGUGGGAUGCUCGGACUAAGGAGCUUGUGAGAGUAUUCAACAUUGAAGGGCAGACAGAAAAUCGUGUUGACACACAAUCCUCACAAGAUCAACCUGUUGAAGAUGAAAUGAAGGCGAAAUUCGUUUCCUCAUCAAAAAAGGAGAAACAUGGCUUUCUGCAUCGUUCCCGUAAUGCCAUUAUUGGAGCAGCAGAUGCUGUCCGGCGAGUUGCAACCAGAGGGGCGGGUGCUUUCGCUGAUGACAAUGCUAAGAGAAUAGAGGCUCUCAUUCUAACAGCAGAUGGGAUGAUCUGGAGUGGAUGUACAAAUGGAAUGCUUGUGCAGUGGGAUGGAAACGGAAACCGGGUGCAAGAUGUUAUUCCUCAUGCCUCUCCCGUGCAGUGCUUCUGCACUUUUGGGACACGAAUAUACAUUGGCUAUGUGAGUGGUAUGGUCCAGGUUAUGGAUCUCGAAGGAAAUCCAAUUGCUGGAUGGUUUGCUCAUAGCAGUCCUGUGAUUAACUUGGCCAUUGGAAACAAUAGUGUCUACAGCUUGGCCACUCACGGUGGUAUCCGAGUAUGGAGCAUCUCAUCUCCAGGGCCACUUGAUGCCUUAAUACGAACAGAACUAGAUGCAAAGGUAUCCACUUACGCAAAAAGGGACAAUAUCAGAAUUCUGAUAGGGACAUGGAAUGUAGGUCAAGGAAGAGCACCCUAUGAAGCACUGAUGUCCUGGUUGGGUUCUGUUUCUUCAGAUGUUGGUAUUGUUGCAGUUGGAUUGCAAGAAGUUGAAAUGGGUGCUGGUUUUCUUGCAAUGUCAGCAGCUAAAGAAACUGUAGGGCUUGAAGGGAGUUCUAUUGGGAACUGGUGGCUUGAUGCAAUUGGGAAAGCCUUAGAAGAAAACACUACAUUUGAACGCUUGGGUUCUAGACAAUUGGCAGGAUUGCUAGUAUCUCUUUGGGUAAGAAAAAGUAUCAGAAUGCAUGUUGGAGAUGUUGAUGCUGGAGCAGUUCCUUGUGGCUUUGGCCGAGCAAUUGGUAAUAAGGGAGGUGUAGGAUUGAGAGUCAGAGUGUAUGAUAGGCUAAUGUGCGUUGUAAACUGUCAUUUAGCUGCUCAUUUGGAGGCAGUGAAUCGUCGAAAUGCAGACUUUGAUCACAUAUAUAAGAACAUGUCUUUCACCCGAUCAUCAACUGGACUCAACACAGCUGCUGGUGUUGCAACUGCUUCUCAUUUGACUCGGGGUCCAAAUGCCUCCGGAGGCAACUCUGAAGAACAGAAGGAACCUAAGCCUGAACUGGCUGAUGCAGAUAUGGUCAUAUUUUUUGGUGACUUUAACUAUAGACUUUUUGGUAUAUCUUAUGAUGAAGCGAGGGACUUUGUCUCUCAGAGAUGCUUUGAUUGGCUUAGAGAAAAAGAUCAGCUCCGUGCUGAGAUGAAAGCUGGCAAGGUUUUCCAAGGAAUGCGUGAGGCUCUCAUCCAAUUCCCUCCUACAUACAAGUUCGAAAGGCAUCGACCUGGAUUAGCAGGUUAUGAUUCGGGGGAAAAGAAGCGAAUUCCUGCAUGGUGUGACAGAGUAAUAUAUCGGGAUAAUCGAUCAGGGGAAGUAAAUGACUGCAGCUUAGAAUGCCCUGUAAUCUCAUCGAUUUUACUGUAUGAGGCUUGCAUGGAUGUGAAUGAGAGCGAUCACAAACCUGUUCGCUGUAAAUUACAUGUUAAGAUUGCACAUGUUGAUAGGUCAAUUAAGAGAAAGUUAUUUGGAGAAAUCAUUCAAUCUAAUGAGAAAAUCAGAUCUUUUCUUGAAGAAUUACGUUGUGCCCCAGAAACCGUCGUUAGCACCAACAGCAUUGUUCUUCAGAACCAGGACACUUCAAUCCUGCAAAUCACCAACAAAUGCAUCAAGGAUAAAGCUACAUUCAAAAUCAUCUGUGAAGGUCAGUCCACUGUAGAUGAUGGAGAGCCUGCAGAAUAUCACCGAAGAGGCUCCUUCGGCUUCCCUAGAUGGCUUGAGAUUACCCCGGCAGCUGGCAUAAUCAAACCUGAAAGUUCAGUGGACGUCUCAAUACAUCAUGAAGAAUUCCACACCCUAGAAGAUCUUGUUGACGGCAUCCCACAGAACUGGUGGUGCGAGGAUACCAGGGACAAGGAAGUGAUUUUGACUGUAAUUGUUCGUGGCACUACCUCAACUGAGGCAAGAAGGCAUCAGAUCAAUGUCCACCACUGCUUCUCAGCCAAGACAGUCCAUCUCGACUCAAAAUCAGGCUCUAAGAAAGCUGCUGGAGGGUCCUUCAAUCGAGCUGAACUCAGGCAACCAAGCAAUGCCUCCUCAGAUGCAGCUGAUGAUGCCAGGAGUUCACAUAAACCUUAAACCAAUGGAGGACUGGGGGCAUAGGGAGCAGUAUACAGACACACCACCUGUAUCAGAUGGGGACUGAUAACAAAGCUAAGGAAUUCAGUUCCCUGCGUAGAUGAAACCUAGUCAGCAUGAGGAUGUAAAUACUAAAGGAGCAUGACCAUCUUACCUCUUAACAUGACAGGUUUGAUCUGUUUAUGUUCAUGUCUUAAUAUUUAGCAUACAUUACUGAUUCUUUUGAGUCCAAGCAUUCUAAUUUUAAAGCACAUUGUAGUAUUGUUGGAGUAAUUGCUUGUUGACUAUUGUAAGAAGGGAAUGUAAAUCCAGCAGCAAUAACAAGCUGGUUGGUUUUCUAAGAAAUGACAUGUUUCUUAGUCUCCAAGAUACCAGACAUAUUUCCCAGCAGAGCUGGGAGCCAAUCCUUCUUGCUUUUUCUUGUGUAAGAUUACUAAAUGCAGAUCCCAAUG